CCUGAAAAAUAGCUGGGUGAAGGGGCUGCCUUCUUCCCUUCUUGCGCCCGCCGCAAGUAAACGGUUUAGGUUUUGUCGUGGGUUUUUUGUUGGGGUUUUUGGUUUUUUUACUGGGAGGUCUUGGGUGGGGAAUAAGCUGAGCAACUAGCACGCGCCCGGCCGCUGGCCUCAGACGGCGCGCGCCACGCUGGGCCCCAGGCUGCCGCCCCACAGCCACCUCCUCCCACAGCGCCGCCUGGCGCCCGAGCGCCGAUACAGAAGAAGAGUUCCGGGGUUGGGCGGAAGCAGGUGGGCUGCUAGGGAGCCCCGCCUCAUCAGGCAGAAGCAAUCGCCGGCAGCGCUGCCGAGGAGCGCGCGCGGGACAUUUGAAGGCGCGGCUAUGGAGUCCCUGCAGCGGGAUCUGGCCGCGGCGGCGGCUGAGCCCGAGCCCGAACCCGAGCCGAACAUCCUGAUGCUGCUCCGCCUGAGGGACCAGAUGAAGCAGCAGCUCAUGGAGUGCAGCACUGCAGUUCGUGCCAGUCAAGAAAUUUGCCAUGGUCACAUCCUUGAAGAAAACUUUACCAUGAAUAAUGGACAAGAUUUGCAAAGAAAUGUGGAGGAAGCAAAAGUCUCUUUCCAGAACAAGACAUUAGCCUUGCAAAGGAUCCAACUUAUGGUUGCACUGAGAAACAAAAUGAAGGAAAAUGACGAUGACUCACGAAUGAUCACGGAAACUAUGAAACGCAUAGUACAGCUCAGCAUGGCAGUGAUUGAGUAUCAGCAGCAAGCACGUGAGAAAGAACAGAAAUUGCUUGACAUUAAAAGGAAAAGAUUCUCACUAAAAAAAGCUGGAGAACAGAAACUACUGCAAAUUCAUACCAUGAUGAAAAAACAAAAGGAGGAACAAGCAUCUAUGAAAGUGACCAAAAUGAUGGAGAAGAUACAUAAUGACUUUGAAAGAGAGAAACAGAUGACUACAAUAAUUCAAAAUGUAUUCCAGAAUAUCAUAAUUGCAAGCAGAGUUAACUGGGCAGAAGAUCCAUCUUUAAGGGAAAUUGUUCUACAGCUUGAAAAAAAUGUCAAUUUUAUUUGAACCAAGAGAAAUGGUGUUUCAUUUUAUGCAGUAUAUAUAAUCAAUGUUUUAAAUUUGGUAGAUUAAUGUGCAUCAUGAAAACACACUUUAAGAAUUUGAAAAUCUAACCUUUCUGGAAAUAGUUAUUCUCUCUAGAGAGUCGGAAUGUGGCCACGCAACUCUUUUAGUUAAAUCUAAUUAAAUUUAAUUCCUGGCACACAACAAAUGUUUUAACACAUAGCUGUCCUGUCCCAAGAGCUCAUUUCCCUCUGAAAGGCAGCAAUAGCACAAGAAAUAAGAAUAAUCUAUAUAUUUCCAGCUUUUAUGUAAAGGUGGGCUUAGAACAAGGCUUUGCCCUUUCUUUCCUCUUCCACUGGGCACCCACAGGAUGCAUGACCCUGCUCUGCCCCUGCGGAAAGCCCAAACUGCAAAACUUAGUUAACUCAGUCUUUGGUUUUUUGUUUCCCUUUUUUAAUUAAAGCAUGAUGUAUAAUUUUAAAUACCAAAAAGAUUGUACUCUUAAUUGUACUGGUCACUUGUGACUGUGCUAUAUGCUGAUUAGCUAGGCAGAGCAUCCAGCUGUAGAUGCAACCGGUAGGUGCCAUCCCAUGUAGCAAAAUGACAACCCUAGACAAAAUGCAGAUAAGGUGGAAGAGGUGACAUCAUGCUAUCGACUGUGCUGCUGAGCAGUAUUUUUAAAUAUAUUUUUCCAUUGAUACAUGCAUUUUUGCUUUAUGUUUGGAGAAAAUUAGUCAAACUGUAGCGUGUAACAUAUUAAAAUAGUGUUGCUUUUAAUUUAGUAAAUGAAUAGCAGCUUUUAAAAGGUGGAUGGGACUUGUCUUGAUCCAAUAAAAGUAAACCAUUUUUACUUGAA
This is a messenger RNA of Grus americana (Whooping crane), 1925 nucleotides long. It is a transcript of the gene CENPH, whose product is annotated as centromere protein H. The coding region runs from base 380 to 1072 and encodes 230 amino acids. Lineage: Eukaryota; Metazoa; Chordata; Aves; Gruiformes; Gruidae. Gene Ontology annotation, molecular function: kinetochore binding. Gene Ontology annotation, biological process: mitotic spindle organization; kinetochore assembly; chromosome segregation. The record is from RefSeq and is a predicted model, not a curated record. Gene Ontology annotation, cellular component: kinetochore; nucleus. The transcript has 9 exons.